AUGGAGGCCCUGGGUAGGGCGCGGCCAGACCUGACUCAGACCCAGUCCGAGAUCACACCUUGCUCCCAGCCACCUACCCUCUGGGCCAGGCGGUUUGGGGACUGCGCCCAAAGCCAUCCAGCGACUCCCGCCAGCUCCCCAGCCCCCACCCGCUCUCUCCUCGCUCUUGCCGGGUUCUCGAGGCGCCUCGUGCCUGUUCUCGGCCGGGCGCGUCGUCUCCACAGGCUACUCGCCCUCACCUGCUUCUGGCACGCGGGCCAGACCCGGCCGGCCCCUCCCCGCCUAGGACGGCGGACCCACGCUCAACAACUGGACCGAGCAUCUUUCCACGAGCGCUUCGGAGCGACCAUUUAUAAGGCCCAAGUCCCCCUGGGCCGGCGUACUGUUGAUCCUGACGGCGAGCUCUCAGAAUCCUGGGAAGUUUGGCGUCUUCGAAGGCGGCGGAGCCGGAGCGCCUCAGAGGAUUCCCGAGGCCCGUUGAGCCCGCGGAGUUUACCUCCGCCGGCUGACGCGUCAGCCUUCGCCUCGCGCGCUGGCCUCGGGCUUCACGGAAAUGAAAACAAGCCAAGAGUAAAACAAAAGCAGUACAAAUCCCCAAAUCAAAACAGCUACAAUCAAAUUCAAGGAAAGCAAAGCACCAGUGUCCAUGCUGUAAAAGAAGCUCCCAAAAUGGCUGCUGCCAGUGUCCAUGUCCCCAGGGUGAGCCACAGCUGCCUACUGCCUCUGCGAAGACUCUCCAAUUCCAGCAGCCUCAGGGUCCCUACAGGUCCUGACACCAUCUGCACUUCUGAAAGUCCAGGCCAUGCGAACUGCCUGGAGAUUGAGGAUCACUCUGGAUUUCUGGGAUACCGACGUAGAGAUGAUCUCUUCAGAUGGGACUGAAAUAUAGGCCCAAGGUUCUCGUCUUUUUCCUACUGCAACGUGAAUGAUGGGUGAUGUUCACAACCAUGCCGCUCUUUCAUGAUCUAUCCAGAUAUUGAAAAAUAUCUGAAAAUAUUUUACAGAAAAAAAAUAAGAAAGUAGUACUACCGACUUUUUCUUCUUGAUUUUUUUUU
This is a messenger RNA of Kogia breviceps (pygmy sperm whale), 1055 nucleotides long. NCBI's taxonomy places the organism in Eukaryota, Metazoa, Chordata, Mammalia, Artiodactyla, Physeteridae. The record is from RefSeq and is a predicted model, not a curated record.